AUGAAUAAAGGACCAAGAGCAGUACAAUUAAUAUCAGUAGAUGAAAAUAAGCGUAAUAAUAUCCAAUAAUAUCAUCAGAACUUAAGUUGGAAUAAGAAGCAAUUGAAAUUAUCUAAUCAUUCUCAGAUAAAUGCAAGAAUUUUGCAGUUGUAGUAGUAGUGGGCAAAUAUAGAACAGGGAAGAGUUAUCUAAUUAACUAAGUGCUGUUACAAUAGAAUCAAGGAUUCAAUGUGGGAAGUACAGUCAAUGCCUGCACAAAAGUAUUAACAGGAUAUAAAAUAUCAAUAGGGAUUAUGGAUGUGGAGUGACAUUAUCUAUUUCGAAUCUGGAAGAUCAAAAGAACCUAUUCCUGCAAUUUUGAUAGAUACUGAAGGAAUAGGUUCAUUGGAGGAGGAGUAAAAUCAUGAUGUUAAAAUAUUUCUAUUGGCAAUGUUGAUGAGCUCGUAUUUCAUUUAUAAUAGUGUUGGUACUAUCGAUGAUAUGGCAUUACAAAAUUUGGGAUUAAUAGUAUACCUUAAUAAAUAAUCAAUAGGUUAAUCUAACCAAAAUGUUACAAAAAACAGAUGAAUCAACUUAGAAGGAUCUCUUUGAGACAUUUCCUUCAUUUUUAUGGAUCCUCAGGGAUUUUACAUUAAGAUUAGAGGAUGAAUUUGGAAACAAAAUUACACCUAAGGAUUAUCUAGAAAAUGCAUUGAAACCAUUAAAAGGGUUUAGUGAAACAAUAGAAAAUAAGAAUAAAAUAAGAAGACACAUUACAUAGUUUUUUUAAGAACGAGAUUGUAUGACACUAGUGAGACCCACUUAAGAUGAAAAAGAUUUACAGCAUUUAUCUUCGUUGAAAUUUACAGAAUUAAGAACUGAAUUUUAAGAACAACUUACUGCAUUAAGAAAGAAGUUCUCUUAUAAGAUUUCAUUAAAAUAAUACAAAGGAAAACCAACUACUCCCUUUAGUUUUGUUGAAAUGUGCAAGUAAUUCUUAAAAUCAGUAUUUUAGACAUUUUGUGAAUACAAUCAAUGAAGGUAAUAUGCCAGUUAUUGAGACACAAUGGUAAAUGAUAUGCAAAUAGGAAUUGAAUAGAACUCUUAUAGGGGGUUUGAAAAUUUAUAAAGACAGCAUAGAUGAAUUAUUACAAUAAAAUGGAAUCUCAUAGGAAUAAUUGGAAAAAUCACAUCAUAUUGUAUUAUAAUUUAAUUUAUUUGUAGUUUGUGAGAAAAGUUAAAUAUUAUUUGGAGAACAAUUGUUUAGAUAAAGAAAGUGAGGAAUUCAGUACAGCUAAGAAAAUGAUUAAGUAAUAGAUUUAAGAAUUAUAUGUUGAUGCAUAAUAAAGACUGAAUAAGAAACAUGAAGAAUAAUUGGAAGAAAUUAAGAUACAAUUUUUAAAUAAAUUAAAUGAACAAUAGUAAUAAGAGAACAUUUGGGAAUUGGUAGUUGAUUUGAAUUAGAAAUAAACUAUGAUUUGGAAUAGUGGGGCCAAUCAAAAUUUAUAAAUUGAUUAUAUUCAAUAGAUACAAUAAAAUGUAAUGAAUAAGAUUUAAUAUGAAUUCAAAAAAUUAUCAUUGUAAUUGAAGUAAUACCACAUUUAUAUUUAAGAUAAUAAUGUGACAAUGGAAAUUAGAUAUAAGAGGAUUUUAAAGAGUAGAAAUAGAGAUACAAGAAAUAGGAAGAUGAUUUAUAUGAAAAGAUUACUUAAAUGGAAAAGGAUAAGAAUCAAUUAAGAAUUGAGUUAGAAUCUGAAAAAAAUAAGAAUUUGAGAUAAUAAUAACAAAUUUUAUAAUCUUAAACAACUGUAGAUAAUAAGGUAAGUGAAUAUAUGAAUAAAUUGAAAUAAAUUGAAAAGUCAUACAAUGAUCAAUUGAAUGAGAAGGAUGUUCUCAUUUAGAAUUCAGAAUUGAAAUAAAAACAAUAUCAAAAUGAAUUAGAUAAAGUUAAAGCUCUAUAAAAACAAUAAGAUAACCUAAAUCAAUAAGAAAUAGCUAAUUUAAGAAGGGAAAUUGAAAGAUUGAAGGAUGAGAUUUCAGAUAAAUCAGAGACUAUUACUAAAUUAAAAUAAAGUUUAGCAGAAACAGAAAAUGUUUCUUAAUAUUCAUCUUUACAACCAAGCAGAAGAAUUAAAAAUUAAGAUGAACAUAACACAUCUACUUUUAAUAAAGAUCUUUAUGAAUAUUAAAUUUCUACUUUAUAAGCAUAAUUAGAUGAAUAAAAGAAAUUAACUUAAAAUCUAUUUGAUGCUUUCAAUAGUUAAAAUAAUUUAUAAAAAUCCAUUUAUGAUAAUAUGUCAUAAUCUCAAAAUUUGAUGAAUAAUAAUAAAUUAUAUCAAUUUUUGAAUGUUAUUCAUUAAUUGAUAGGAUAGUUUGUAGGAAGAACAGAUGAAAGAGAAGGGAAGGACUUUAAAUCAUUGAUUCAAAAAUUGUUCAAUCUAUUUGAGGAUAAUGAUAAUAGUUUCAUAAACAAUAAUUUAACUGAUAGACCAAAGUUAAAGAACAGUGAAAGUUAAAGAAUUGAAAAGACUAUGUCCUCUGAAUCUCCAAAAAAUUCAAAUCUCAGCAAUUGUUAGAAUAUUAAUCCUUUUAGAUCUCCAGACUAACCAAAAUAUUAAAAUACUAAAAUGACAAUUAUGUAAAUGUUUAUGUAACACAAAAACAAAGAGAAAGAUUAAGAAAAAUUGAGAAAGAGUGCAUAAUUGGAAAAUGUAUUAAAAAAUAGAAAUAAUAUGCAUGUUCAAAGAAAAAUGUGUUGAUUUUAAU
This is a messenger RNA of Paramecium octaurelia, 2745 nucleotides long. The record is from the annotation of a GenBank genome assembly. NCBI's taxonomy places the organism in Eukaryota, Ciliophora, Oligohymenophorea, Peniculida, Parameciidae.